AUGGAUGCUAACAGACAAUUAGUUACUUUGAGAACAUCACAAUUAACGGAACGAAAAAAAUUACCAAGGAAAGUAAAAAGUCAAAGCGAAAAAUUCAAAGUUCAUCUAAAAAAUGAUAAAAGCGAACUUCAUGAACCAACGAGAAAAAUCAAUGAAUUAAUUAGCGACGAAGAAAAGAAAAAAAUUGAAUCUUACUAUUAUUUAGAUCCAAAAUAUGUCGACGAAAAAAAAGUUUUGAAAAAUAUAACAGUCAAUCAAAAGUCAUUUCGUUGUAAGCUCUGCAAAACGACCUAUCCUAGGCUUGACAAGUGUCAAGUUCAUGUUUGGAGGCACUUGAAUAUGUUGCCAUACAUUUGUCGGGCCUGCGAUUUCAAGACGCUCACCGUCACCAGCAUUCGUGGCCAUGUAAGAAAAUUUCAUUUGAAAUUGAAGCCUUUUAAGUGCAGCCAGUGUGAUAAAAGAUAUUCUGUAGCGGUGUUAUUGAAAGAACACAUGAUAAGCCAUACAAACUCGCAACCUUAUCACUGCGACCACUGCGAUUUUGCUUGUCUGAACAAACGAGCGCUUGUUUCACAUAUGUCGAAGCACAAAACGGAAAAGGACAUACUUUGCGACUUAUGCGGAAAGGGAUUUCAUUCAACAAAAAAGAUGCGAGUUCAUAGAAAUACCCACGAGGAAUCGAAUGCUAUCAAGUGUCACAUUUGUUUAUCAUACGUAUCUUCCGAAGAAGCUUUGAGACGUCAUCACAUUAAUGUCCACACCAGGGAUUACGUUUGUAAAAUUUGUAGAAAAAAAUGCAUCACUAGAAAAGCUCUCCAUAAUCAUGUUUAUCAAGUGCAUGCAGAUGGCAGGCACCAUUGUCCGAUGUGUCCGAAAGUUUAUAAAAAUGGAUCGAUGCUGCAGGAUCAUAUUUUGAAACAUCAGGGAAUAAGGCAAUACAAAUGUAAAAUUUGCAGCAAAGAUUUUGCUCAGAGAACGCAUCUAACUACUCACAUGGCUGUUCACGAUGCGAAAAGGCAUAAAUGUCCUGGUUGCCAAAAAGGAUUCAAUCGCCAAGACAAUAUGAAAGUUCACACUAGAAAUUGCGUCAAGUUCCAAGCGAAUCCUAAUUUAGCAAAAUUGAUAAUUUCUAGAAAAAUUAAAGCAUCUAAAAGCUGUAAAUCGUCGAUAGUCAAUAGCUACGAACCUGUCAAUAUCACAAUUAAAGUAGAGCCCAUUAUCGAUGCUGACAUAAAUAUUAAAAUUGAACCAUUCGAUGAAGUGACCUAGCAGUAAGGCAGUCCCAUUACACUUGAAUUGUAUACUUUCGUUUUUAACGUUUAAUCUAUCUACAUGGAAGAGAAGUCAUAACAAAAAUUUCAAAAAUGAACUCAAAAGUGUUAGAAAAAUGAUUCGUCACAUAUUCUCGUUGAAAAAGUGUUAAUAAUAUUUUGUUUUACACUCUAUUAUAAUUUCCGGCUCUUGCGUUAGAAGCCACAUCGUAUAAAGUUGCAUGUCAUAGGCAUUAUGAAAGUUGUACUGAAUAUACUUUUCUAGCGGAGUUAAUUGCAAUUAAAGCUAAAUGCCAAAUAAGGCUCAACUCUUCAUAUGGUUCAGGAAAUAUGUGCGUAGCCGUUACAUCAUGUAACGCGAAGGGAGUGUAAAAAAAACGUUUUCAAUGAUUUGAGUAAGCAUUAUAAGAUUAUCAAGAAUUGUCUUCCUUUAGUAGGUAAUGAAAAACUAUCACCUGACAAUUGUGCGCAGCCGUAUAGUUGAUUACUAAAAGUGUUUAUAAAAAGAUAUAGCUU
This is a messenger RNA of Trichogramma pretiosum, 1787 nucleotides long. Its product is annotated as zinc finger protein 710. Gene Ontology annotation, biological process: regulation of transcription by RNA polymerase II. The transcript has 6 exons. Bases 1 to 1269 code for a protein of 422 amino acids. Gene Ontology annotation, molecular function: DNA-binding transcription factor activity, RNA polymerase II-specific; RNA polymerase II transcription regulatory region sequence-specific DNA binding. NCBI's taxonomy places the organism in Eukaryota, Metazoa, Arthropoda, Insecta, Hymenoptera, Trichogrammatidae. Gene Ontology annotation, cellular component: nucleus. The record is from RefSeq and is a predicted model, not a curated record.